GCCGCCCGCCGCCGCCGCGGCGGAACAGAAGAUUCCCAACAGCUCCGGCGGGCUGGACGAGACCGAGGUCAAGCGCAAGUAUUCGCAGGACGUGUACAGCUACAUGGAUCGACUGGGAAACAUACCGCAGAUCGCGUACAAGGAGCUGGAGGCGGGCACGGACGGCUGGAGCCAGCACCGCGUGCUGGGCUCGGGCGGCUUCGGCACCGUGUACCGCGGCACCUGGAAAAACACCGUCUGGGCCAUCAAGCGCAUCACGCAGGCGGCCACUGGCCGGACCGAGGCCGAGCAGCAGGAGCAGAUGCGCCAGACGCUGGAGGAGCUGCGCAUCCUCAACUCGUGCCGACAUGACAACGUGCUGCCCCUCUGCGGCUACAGCAUCUCGGGCCCCGAGCCGCUGCUGCUCUACCAGUUCAUGGACAACGGCAGCCUGCUGGACCGCAUCAUGUGCCGGAGGGGCUCCCGACCGCUCUCCUGGCUGCAGCGGCACAACGUGGCGCGCGGCACGGCGCGCGGUCUGCAAUUUCUGCACACGCGCGGCACGACCCCGCUCAUCCACGGCGACAUCAAGAGCGCCAACAUCCUGCUCGACCACCACCUGGAGGCGAAAAUCGGCGACUUCGGCCUGGCGCGCGUUCCGCAGACGCGCCACACGAGUCUGACGGUGACCCGGGUGCACGGCACGCGGCCCUACCUGCCCGACGAGUACCUGCGCUCGCGCCGCCUCUCCGAGAAGGUCGACACGUACAGCUUCGGCGUGGUGCUUUUUGAAAUAACGACGGGCCUUCCUGCCUACGAUGACAAGCGUCCGAUCAAGAUGCUGAAAACGCUGGUGGAGGAGACGACCGACAAGGCAUCGCUGAUGGACCGCAAGGGAGGCAGCGCCGACGUGGACAUAUUCCCGGCGCUGCUUCGCGUGGGGGAGCUGUGCGUCAGCCGGCGCGCCAAGGAGCGGCCCGAGAUGGUGCAGGUGCUCACCGAGCUGGACACCAUCACGCAGGCCAGGAACCUGGCGGCGCGCGCGCAGCGCAUAUCGGUGGAGGAGGCGCCUUCGGUGGAGAUGUCGCCGCUGGAGCUGCAGGUGCUGAUGGACCGGCGACAGCAGGACGGUCGUCAGCUGUCGCCGCGGCCCCCGCAGCUGCAUGCGAGCGGCAGUCCCCAGUACACGGCGCCCGGCCUGAGCGCCUUCAGCGCCGCCACAGCGCCGCCGCCCUACAGCGAGGUGGUGGGCACCGGCUCCCGCUACGCCGGCGGCUCGCCGUCGCCGCCCGUAUGGCCCGCGCCACAGCCGGCGCAUUGGCAGGCGGCGCAGUAUUCGCGUCAGCUGGCGCACUCGCCGCAGCCGCCGCAAUGGCAAAUGGCGCAACACUCUCCGCAGCCGGCGUACUCGCCGCAGCCGCCGCAGCGCCACAUGGCGCACUCGCCGCAGCCGCAGCAGCCGCAGCAGCGCCAGAUGGCGCAGUCACCGCAGCCUCCGCAGUGGCAGCCAGUGUACUCGCCACAGCCGGCACAGUGGCCGACGGCGAACUCUCCGCAGCCUGCGCCGGGUGCGGGCCCGCCCUCUCUGCAGUGGCGGGGUCCGCCGUCGCCGGUGGGGGGCGCCCUGCCGACGGUGCUGCCGCACAUGCUGGAACAGUCGUCGGCCGGCGAGGCGGCGCCGGAACCGUCGCUGGGCCCGGCGCCGCUCCUGACGGCGCUCGGGGUCAAGAGUGGCUCCUCCCAGGCGUCCGGCGCGCUGCGCGCCGACUCGCGCCUCUCCACGGGCGGCACGUACACGGACGUCUCCGAGACCCAGUGACGGACCCGGAGGUUCAGCGAACGGCCCGGAGAUCCAGCGAACGGCCCGGAGGCCCAGCGAAUGGCCCGGAGAUCCAGCGAACGGCCCGGAGGUCCAGCGACGGAUCCGAAGGUCCGGAGAACGGCCCGGAGGCCCAGCGAACGGCCCGGAGGUUCGGCGAACGAAGCCCGGCGACCGCCCCUCAGGUCCGGCGGUAGUUCUGAAAGUUCCUGUUGCUGCCACCGCGGCCACUGACGUUUCAGUGACUUCAGUGCAUGCUAUCACCGUUUGGCUGUUCGCUGUCGUGUCUCCAGGGUUGACUGCUCCCGUGACUUCGGAAGCCCUAGAACCGGCCGCUGCCCGGGUGUGUGCAUAUUCCCGAUCUAUAUUUUUGUAUAUAUUUUUGGCAUACUGUAUGUAACAUACAGCUGACCUGGUGUUAAACAGGCCUUGUUUUAAGACAGACCGUGGUCGCGUAGACGUACGAACGGGGUCCGUGGGUGACAUAGCACCCCCACUGUCGGAAAAUGCUGAACACUAACCCUAUGCCGACGAAUAUACAGAUGUACAUGUGCAGGAGAACACAUGAACAUGCGGCGAACAUGUGUCCCUUAACAUGUAAACCACUUCAGUCUUUGCGCAGGUCUCAUAUGCGGUACAACUGGUGUGUAACGGGAGCUUCUAGUGACGCUAGGGAGCCAAAGAGGCCGCGGCGGUGUCGCGCCCAGUGCCGGUCGUGAAUGACUUGUAUACAUUUUAUGAGCGGAUAUUAGCGAUGUCGGCUGACGAGGGAGACCGUUUCAAACGCGAAACUGCGGGCGAGGGGUAGCGCUAAGCACCGCAUGGGUGACGUCGGGUUGUUGUGUUUUAACCGUGUCCUUAAACAUACUUUGGUCACAGCGAUGUCCGAGCUUCUACACCUGAUAUGACCUGGGGUAUAUACGUCAGCUCUUUUUCAUCCUGAACAAACGGGCGCACUCUUCGCUGAGACGGAUUGCUUGGCGGGGUUUGUGCUCACAAGUUGUGAUAUGAUGUGAUUAAACAAGAUAAUAGCUUACGCUUAAAUAAACGGUAUAUUUUCUGAA
Pollicipes pollicipes is the source of this 2862-nucleotide messenger RNA. RefSeq names its product pelle-like serine/threonine-protein kinase pik-1. Gene Ontology annotation, biological process: protein phosphorylation. NCBI's taxonomy places the organism in Eukaryota, Metazoa, Arthropoda, Thecostraca, Pollicipedomorpha, Pollicipedidae. The record is from RefSeq and is a predicted model, not a curated record. Gene Ontology annotation, molecular function: ATP binding; protein kinase activity.